AUGCCAUCAAGCGAGCAAAAUGAGGCCCUCCAACAAGCUGGAACAUUUGAUGCCAAAGUCUUCUACCCCGCCGAAUUCCCACCUGACGUGCCUACAAUCGCUCUGGCGAAGUUCUCACUCGCUCUUUUGCUCAACAAUGACAAGGAUGAAGCACAAAGGCUAUUCAACACAUGCCGCACCACUGGGUUCUUUUAUCUCGACAUGCUAGAUCAUCCUACGGGUCGCCGCUUGUGGCGCAGUGCUUGCAACUUGCAUCAAAUUGGGCGAGAAAGGUUCAGAGAUACACCGAUUGAGAAAAAGAUGGAGUAUAAAACCAGGCCUGGGGUAAGGGUUUUUGAUCGUGGAUAUUUGAUGCGCAGCGCCUACGCUGGACAGCAAAACGCUGACUUGGAAAUUGUGAACAUCCCUCAAAGUGAAUUUUUCGGGACAAAGGACGAUGCCGGUGCGGGACUUCCGGGGUGGUUCUCUGAAGAGGAUCAGAGCGAUUUCAAAACAGCGAUGGAGUGCGGAAAUUCUGUCGCGCGCGGAAUCCUUUCGGUCCUCGAGAAGAAACUCGAUAUACCUCGUGAUUCUCUCGCCAGCCUCCAUAGCCUCACGGACGAUUCUGGAGACUUCGUUCGCAUUCUUCGUUACGGCGGCGUACCCCCUUCUACUGUCGACGAGCCAGAAGGCUUUCCACCUCACCGAGACGCAAUGAGCAUAGCGAUACUGUUCAACUGGCUCGGUGGGCUGCAGAUACCGAGUCCGGAAGCCGAGGUCAAUGGCUACGUUGUCAAAGACGAGGACUGGCGCUGGGUCAAGCCGGAAGCUGGAUAUGCAAUCGUUAAUCUUGGGGACGCCAUGGCUAUUUUCUCGAAUAACCUUCUAAAGUCCCAAAUUCAUCGUGUGGUGAAAGCCCCGGGGGAUCAGCGACAACAUGAUAGACUGAGUAUCAUUGUUGCAACGCGUCCCAAAAAUACGUGUUUGAUGAUGCCGUUCGAGAGCUCCAUUAUACCACCCAACGAGAGCACCGAGGUGCCGAUUACAAGUUUGGAAUGGGGGUACAAUGUGGUCUCAAAGAUACGACAACGAGCUGUUGCAAGAGGUGCUACUGAUUUAGACAACAUUGUCAAUCCUGGAAACGGGGGGAAAUAG
This is a messenger RNA of Aaosphaeria arxii CBS 175.79, 1134 nucleotides long. Its product is annotated as Clavaminate synthase-like protein. Gene Ontology annotation, molecular function: dioxygenase activity. The coding region runs from base 1 to 1134 and encodes 377 amino acids. The record is from RefSeq and is a predicted model, not a curated record. The transcript is spliced from 2 exons. Lineage: Eukaryota; Fungi; Ascomycota; Dothideomycetes; Pleosporales.